CCUUCAGAAGACUCCAUCUACCAGCAGCAAUGGUUGCCUUUGGUGCUAGCCUUGUCCUGGCCUUGGUCGCCGGCGCUCUGAGCCACCCCGUCAUUCCCUCGGGCAUCGGCUUCGGUUAUGUGGCCGCUCCAGGUGCCCUGACCUACGCCGCCGUUCCAGGCUUCGCAACGGUGGUUGCAGCCGCUCCAGCGGUGACCCGCGUCGAUACCUAUCACGCCGCACCAGCAUUUGGCACUGUUGCUGCUUCCCCCGCCGCCACUGUCACUAAAGUGGACACCUACCACGCUACGCCUGCCGUUGCUAGCGUUGCCGCGACGCCGGUCGUGGCUGCCGCUCCGGCAGCCGCUGUCACCAAGGUCGACACAUACCACGCAGCCCCGGCUGUCACUAAGGUAACGACUGUCGAAACCGCACCAGCCGUUGCGAAGGUAGCCACCGUCCAAGCGACACCAGCCGUGACACGUGUGGACACCACCUAUCAGGCCACCCCUGUCGCCGCUGCUGCCCCUGCCGUGGCCAAGGUUGCCACCGUUCACGCAGCUCCGGCCGUUACCCGCGUUGACACCUACCACUCUGCUCCGGCUGUGGCCACCGUUGCUGCUGCCCCAGUAGUGGCCGACGCUCCAGCUGUAGCCGGGGUUGCUGCCGUUACUCACGCCUUCCCAGCUAUUCCUGCAUACCACGCGGCUCCACUAGUGGCUGCCGCCGCUCCAGUGUACGGAUACGGCGUCGGGGCUUUGAGCUACGGUCUAGGACACUAUGCCUACGGAUACGGCCUUGGCGCCUACGGCCUCAACUAUGGUUAUGGACUUGGCACUCCUUUCCACUAUGCCAACGUCCUCCUCCGUAAGAAGAAGUGUAAGUAUGACAACUGA
Molecule: messenger RNA, 875 nt
Organism: Dermacentor silvarum
Lineage: Eukaryota; Metazoa; Arthropoda; Arachnida; Ixodida; Ixodidae
Product: cuticle protein 16.5-like
Exons: 2
Coding region: 30-875 (281 amino acids)
Source: RefSeq, a predicted model, not a curated record